AUGGAAGCAUAGUUUGCAGAUUCAUCUGCUACUUCUGAGAAAGUGAAAAUGCAGUGCAUAUAUCCAAAAAAAAAAAAAGCCGUGAUAAUCCAGACAUCCCGGAUGAAACUUAAUGUAACUCUUAGGGAAAACACAGCUGUCUUGAAUCCAAUCUAUGGCAUACAUACCAAAGACAAAUACAAUAGAAGAAUUUGUUUUGAAAAUAAUGCCUUCAUCGAGAGCACUUUGGAAGAUCAUGGUCUCCACAUAACCAACAUUUUCUCCAUUGUAACUAAUCCAGAAGGAAUUUUGAAAAAGGUAAUAGAAAUCACUCAUUCAACAGAUGCUUUUGAAGUGUCUGAGAAACAAAAUAAUCGCAUGUUUACCAAGCCAGGAGGAAAUGUUGCUUUUAUCCCUGAUAAAAUUGGAGAUUCAGUGCAGUGAGCGAUGUGGGAAAGCAUUAAAGCAGAUUGGGUAGACAUUGUCAUUCUAUGCAACUCAUCAGGAAAGCAAAGCUUUGGUUUGGGUUUCAAAGAAUGUACACCAGUGGAUUGCUCUGAUCAGGAAAUCUCUGGAACUGUCUUUCAAAACGUUACAGCCUCUGACUUUGUGAUGUACUUCCAUGUAGCUGCUGGGAGAAACAAAAACUAUAUGAUGAAUGUUACUGUGGCUGUUAAUCCUAGCAACAGUAGCAUAGUUGUGGCUGUUUAUUGGAGAAAAGAAUAUGAAAGCAUUGAAGAACAUGAAGUACAAUAUGAGUCAGAAAACACUCCAUUGUAUCCCUUUAAGCGCCCACCCUCAACUUGGGAUCACAAAUGGUUUAUUACCUACCUAGCUGAAAGGAUUUCUGCUGCUGUUUCAAUGUUAGAUUUCCUGCUGAUCUUCUUCAUCACUACUGCUUGUCACAGAAAAAGAAAGAAGAGGAGGAUCACAGAGGCUUUAUCAAAAGCUCUGUACUCUACUCAGAUCUGGUUAAGGUCACCUGUUGAGAUGAAGAUUACUCAUGCUACAUUCAGAGACUACUCUGGGCUAUGUAUUAUUGUCUCUUGUUAUGGAAGAUCCAAUUUUCAUGGCAUACACAGCAGAGAAAGAAGAGGAGAAUAAUCAUCACUCAGGCAGACAGAGGAGAUUUAUGUCAACUGCAAAAAUGUCUCACAAAAACAUAAGAAAAGAUCAUUAGGUUCUUUCUUAAGAAUGAAGCAAUCAGAGCACAGGCCUUUUAUUUACAGAAUAGACUUUAUUUUCUCUGUGCUGUACAAUGCAUUGAGAGUUAUGAGAAGAGAACAAGCAUCUGGAUAA
This is a messenger RNA of Pyrgilauda ruficollis (rufous-necked snowfinch), 1278 nucleotides long. It is a transcript of the gene CD226, whose product is annotated as CD226 molecule. Lineage: Eukaryota; Metazoa; Chordata; Aves; Passeriformes; Passeridae. The record is from RefSeq and is a predicted model, not a curated record. Gene Ontology annotation, biological process: positive regulation of Fc receptor mediated stimulatory signaling pathway; positive regulation of immunoglobulin mediated immune response; positive regulation of type II interferon production. Gene Ontology annotation, cellular component: external side of plasma membrane.